ACGUAACAUCUGUGCGUACGCGGUCGUGAUUGUUGUGAAGAUGGCGGAGGGGGAGACAGAGAAGGAAUAUGAUACACGGAAAACUAUCGAGGGACUCCGAGAACGUUUUCAGAAUUUGACCGCAACACUAAAAGAAAGCUCGGGAUCGUCGUUGGAGGCCUCUUUGCAUUUCUGCCAGGAGUUUUGUCAAGUCUUAGUGGAGAAUGCUGGUCGGUGGAAGACGGAUGAAGACCCCCUGCCCCUGCUUGAGGUCUACACUGUGGCCAUACUCAGCUUCGCAAAGGCCACCUCGUGUCUCUCCUCUGAAUGUGAAAAUGUGCCACUUCUACUUGAAAAGUUAGCACUGAGUUGUGUGGAGUUGCUACUUUUACUGCCCCAGCACGUCCCUGUUGCCUUAUGGGAGGAAUUCCAGUCCUCCAUGAAGUUGGCACACAGCCUUUCUCAAGAGACGGGUCACACUCAGCUCUGCGGGCUCUCUGUCAUGGCUCAGCAGGGUGGCGUGUGGGCCAACGCCACUCUGAGCAGCAUCCUGGCCAACGGAUCUCCUCAGACUGAUCAUGUACAUGAAUUUCUGGAGUUGGAAGGUCCUAUGCUGCUCAACAUGAGACUAAAGCAUCUGAUCAAAGUGGACAGUAUUGAAAAGGCUGCGGUCCUUGCUAAGAUAUGCUCAGAGUACCCGGGAUAUGAAGGAAAAGGGAACUUUAAGCAAAUCUACUUGGUUUGCAUCUGCAUGACGAAAACUCAAGAGCAGCUCACGGAAGAAAUCACAUCCAUCGACUGUAAAGAUGCUCUGGACAUGAUCUGUAACCUUGAGUCGGAGGGCGACGAGAAGGGAGCCUUGUGUUUAUGUACUGCCUUCCUCAAGCGACAGCUUCUCCAAGAAGAGGUUUAUUGUGCCUGGGAACUCACGCUGUUCUGGAGUAAGCUGCUGAUUCGGCUGGAGUCCUCGACGGAUGUUUUUCUGGAGCAGAGCAAGAAGAUGACGCUGCUGUGCAGAAGCGUCUGUCACAUCCUGUUCUUCAUCAAAGUUAUACAAAAUGAGGUCGGAGAGGUGGGGCUUCCAGUGUGUGUGGAAAUGUGCAUUCAGGCCGUUAAAAUGACGACCAGUGACCAUAAGGACAGCAAGUCUACCAUCUGCAAAACUAUUUACUGCCUCUUGCCAAACGAUCUUGAGGUGAAGCGUGCGUGUCAGCUGACUGAGUUCCUCCUCCAGCCGACCGUGGACUCCUACUACUCCGUGGAGUCCUUGUACAACGAGCCGGACCAGAAGCCAGAGGAGGAGGGGAACCUGCCAGUCCCUAACUCUCUACGCUGUGAGUUACUGCUGGCCUUGAAGACACAGUGGCCUUUUGAUCCCGAGUUCUGGGACUGGAGAACAUUGAAGCGCAACUGCUUGGCAUUGAUGGGUGAAGAAGCGGCCAUUGUGUCGUCCAUAGACACGCUGAACGACGCAGAAGAACAAGAGGAGGAGAGCGCGCUGGCCAAGGCCCCGGAGUACAAGGACCUGGAGGACUUUCUGUUGAACACUACAAACGAACUGAAUGAGAUCACAGAUGAAAGGGAGAAGAAUAGAGAGGCUAAAAAACUAAGGGAGCAAGGCUUUGUCUCUGCUCGGUUUCGCAAUUGGCGAGCGUACAUGCAGUACUGUGUUUUAUGCGACAAGGAGUUUUUAGGUCACCGUAUUGUGCGGCACGCUCAGAAGCAUUUUAAAGAUGGUAUGUAUCUGUGCCCGAUUUGCGCUGAUAGUUUUGAAAGCCGGGAGGUUUUAGAGCCACAUGUUGCUUCCCAUGUCAAGCAAUCUUGUAAAGAGAGACUGGCUGCAAUGAAAGCUGCUAGGAAGGUUGGCAAACCAGUUCAGUCUGCUAAAAGUCCGUUAAAAAAUGUAAAGGUGGCCGUAAAAACCAAUCUCAGCCCUGUCAAAAUAGAACCUUCAAACGGCAAUUAUGCCAGUAUUGACACGCAAGUAAAUCCAACCAGCCUCGUCACCCAGGAGCAAGGGACGUCCGAAACACAGCUCAGCCAGGAUUGUUUCUGUCCAGUUCAAAACUGUUCAAAGGCAUUCAAGUUUUUCCGUAAUCUCAUGGCUCAUGUAAGAUGCCACAAGGAUGAUGCAGAAGCAAUACGUUUCCUAGAGAUACAGAAGCAGAAGGUGGUGUGCCAGUAUUGCAGGCGGCAGUUUGUUAACGUUAAACAUCUCAAUGAUCAUCUGCAAAUGCACUGUGGGAUCAAACCAUAUAUCUGCAUACAGCUUGAUUGCAAAGCUAGUUUUAACUCCAAUUCUGAACUGCUCAUGCAUAGGAAAACGCAUCCAGAAUUCCAGGCUCGGUGUAUGCUCCCUAAUUGUGGACAGAUUUUUAAUGAGGCCUAUUUGUUAUAUGAUCAUGAGGCCCAGCAUUACCUUACAUACACGAGCCAGACAGUCAACUGUGCAAAGGUUUUAACCUCGCCGUCCCAAUGCCUGUCUCCCCAAGGGAAUCAUGGUACACAUGAUGUGGUGAACAGUCCUCCACCAUCCAACGAAGUCCUUCAGCACCCCCCAAACGUUCAGGCCGCCCCCCAGGACACCCCUAAAAAGGAUGAGAAAUGCUCUGCCUUCGUCCGCCUGGAACGCAUUGACACAGAGGCUUAUAUGAAGGACGUGGCCAUGGCGAGCACCUCACCCUCCAAGUCGCCACUGACCUCGCCCAAGGAGCCUAAUCCUUUAAGGGUGAAACACUCCAUCGAAAGCAUGCUAAAUCAGGAUCUAGAGGCGGAAGAACCAGAGAAAUGCUAUACUCCCCUGACUAAUCCCGCCCCAGCAACAGUUGAUGCAACAGAGCAACAAGUUCAGCAUCAGCAACCAACCAUAGUAGUUGAGCACGUGGAGAAUCCACCAGUUUACCCUGUUCCCCUCACAAUAAACCAUGUAGAUGGUCCGCUGAGAGAAGACAUGGAUAAUGGAGUUACUCAUGUCUUUCAGAAAGUGCCACCUCAGAUUCUCUCUCCAUCUCAGAUAAAAGCUGAGAACCCAUGCUCCUCACACGGCUUUUCUCCUAGCAUACCAGCUGCAGCUGGCAAUGAGGAGGUCAUGCAUUGCUGCCCAUAUAAGGACUGUACACGUGCAUACAGCACAAAUAAAAGUCUCUCACGGCAUGUGAAGAAACAACACCCUGAAAUAUUUGAAGAUUGGAAACUGGCCAAGAAGUACAACAAAGUGGUAAAAAUAACUGCAAAGAAAAUCUCCAACAUGGAAACGGCAUCCCCCAGUCAGUCACACAGAUCCCCGACUCCACAGAUACCACCACUAUGCAACAAGGCAGGGAUGCAGCAGAUGGAUUAUCCUCUGGGAUGUUCAGGCUCACCUGCCCCCUGUUACCCUGGCUCAGUGGACUCAGUGCCUAUCACUCCAAUGGUGAAUCCUACCCUCUAUCCAUCAUGGGGAAGCCCAGGGAAUUCUGCUGGCCUAAUGAAUUCAGAAGGAGCCCAGGAUUGGCCUUCAUCUCCUAUGAGUAACUGUUUUCCUGAUGUCUUUAAUGUGGCUGAAUAUCCGUCCCGGAGUUACCCUCAGUGGCAACCAGAUCUCUAUCAAACUACGGCCCCUCUCCCGGCUGACCGAGACCAUUCACUGGCAGCUACACACAGUGGAACCAUGACACAUGUUGCUUCGGAUUCAACUUUGAUGUCUCAGUAUGUAUCUAGCUCACUAAUGCUUGACAAUGUGGCCCAAAUACACAAUGGUGGGCAGCAAUAUGUAUUAAUGCAGCCGGAGGCCAGUGUUGACAGGGAUUCAAGAAAGACGAAUACCAAUAUGACGGGCCAGACCGGUCACCCCAGUAGCAUUUUAACAGUUGAAAACCUUCCGGUUGAAACGUACCCCCCUCCAUACAAUCCGAACGCAGCAGCCAGUCUGCCUCCAGAAAAAAAGGAAGACCUCCCAAUGAAAUGUCAGACAGACAUCCCAGAGCCCGAAGGUGUACCGAAAGCCACCUCCAUCAUUCCCAAGGCUACGACACCCAAGGUGGAGACGCCUGCCCUUGAUCCGAUCGACAGCACGGUCAAGGUUCUGCUCAGUCCACAAAGUGUUAUUACCGCAGACGUCCCGUUUGAGGAAGAAUUGAGUACGGUCGAAGGUGAGGCUAAUCCCUCCGAUGACAAGAGCAACGAUGCUGAUGCACCGAAAGGAAAGCGAAACAGACUGAGCAAGAGAACCAAAUGGCCGGCGAUAAUAAAGGACGGUAAAGUCAUCUGCAGGAGAUGCUUCCGAGAGUUCACAAGCACCAAGUCCCUCGGAGGUCAUCUAUCAAAGCGGUCUCAAUGCAAGCCGUUGGAUGAAGUGGAUCUAACGGCUGACCUACCCACAUCAUUCCUAGAUUUUCUCAAUGACCCUCUCGUCCCCGAUACUAAUGGAGCAAUAUUCAACAUGACCAAUGGAGAGUUCUCACAGGAAAGCUGUAGCUUGACCACUUUGACCACGCCUCACCUGAUUAAAACGGAGCCCCAGAAUUCAAUGAUAGACCCCUCUUCUGCUCCGCUUCCUUCGGCCUCCAAGGAGCUCCCGCCCAGUCAGACCAACAGCGAUCCGAAGGAGAAGGAGUCCAUUGCCUCCUCCCAGGCCAGGCCCCGCAGUGAAGAUCACUUGAUGGAAAUCUCCAAGGCCUUUCAAAGGUUGGAUUUAAUUGAGGCUGCACAGGAGAAGUUGAAAAUGGAAAAAAUGGCCUUAGCUCAACAUGUCGUCAUCAUAGACUCCUUAUCUGACCAUGAAAAAAGUAAGACUCAGAAAGAAAAACGCGAAGAGAAGUCCCGGGAAAAGUUACCCAAACCUUUUAAGUGUGAUCAGGAUGAUUGUGAGUUUUCAUUCAUGACGAAAGAGGCAUUAUUCAAACACUUGGCAAAAAUGCAUGAUUACACCAAUGAUAAGAUAGAAGAAUUGAAAAGGACUCCAGUGAAGUUUUCGCCAUACCCCUGUCAGAUUUGCCCUAAAACAUUUACCAGAACGACGGGCUUGAGAAUCCAUUACGAAAAGGUUCAUCGCCUAACAAAGCCAGAGAUGUUGAAGCUAAAAUUCAGUGCACGCAAUAGGCGUGUAUUCAGACUAGCCAAAGAAGAUUGUUAUAGCAGCCGUACCACCAGCGCUGCGGAGAAUACAAGUCGUACAACGAGAUCUUCACUAGGAGUACCUGGCAUUAAACAAGAGCCACUUGAUAUAGCGAUUGAAACUCAGACGGACCGUGAAGACAACGUCAUGAUGGUCACGGCUGCAUCUGAUUCUGCAGACGAUGGUAUUGCCUGUGAAAUAUUAACUGUUACAAAGUUGCCAUCCCCUCUUCACUAUUUGAGCGACGGGCAGAACUGUGAAAUGAGCUCCUCAUCAAUGCCUGAUCCGGCUCAAGAGGAACCCGGAGAGGCUCAAGCAAAUCCGGGCCCAGAACCAAACGAGCAGCAUGGGGAUGCGAGCAUAGAGUCGAAUCCCCAUGAACCAUCUGACCAACCGAGUGGUUCAAAAACCUCUCCCACAAAGGAGGAGCACCACAAGAGAGAGAAGCCCCAGAAGAAGAUGGGGCUGAAGAUGGGCGACCUAGACAACGCCUUCAGCCCUUAUAGACCGUAUCGCUGUGUUCACGAAGGAUGCAACGCUGCGUUUACCAUUCAACAGAACCUUAUCCUCCAUUACAGGGCUAUGCAUCAGGCCUCCUUGCCCUUGACCAGAGCAGAAGGGGAUUCUGAUAAACACAGUGUAACGAGCGGACAAGAGAGCGUGGUAAAAGAUGAUGAAGUCAGAUGUCAAGUAAAGGAUUGUUCCAGAGUGUUCAUGGGAGUCCCUAAGUUAGUGCAGCAUUACCUUUUACUUCACAAAUUCACACGUGAUAAAGCCACUGCUAUGAUGUCCAGCAUGAACGUAGGAACGUUUAAAUGUGAUCGGGAGGAGUGCUCUCUACCCUUUGAGUGUGCGGACAAGUACAUUGAGCACAUCAAAAACUUCCACAAAGAAAUCGCAAUCUCUGAGAGCGGGUCAGUGGACACGACAUUUAAGUGUGAGUAUGACGGAUGUGAUUGUGUCUACACUACAAAGUCCAACCUCCUGCGACAUCUGAUCAAGAAGCACGAGUACGUCUACGAUCCGAAAAGCAGUGACGGUAGGAGAACCAAGUCAAUAGGCCUUUUUGGCCCGGAAACCAGCCCGAAAGAAAUCUUUGAAAGCAAGUACAAAGUAAAAAAGAAAAACCUAAAAAAAAAAGAGGUCAACUCUCUAGAUCAUUGGAGCAGCUUUGGAAAACCUGCUCUCAAAUCUCACGAGGAGGCGUCCGCCCUGUGCACCAAGAAGUCCUCCCUGCAGUACCCUUGUAUGAUAAUGGGCUGUGACACCGUGGAGCGGGCCGAGAGGAGCAUCUUCAAACAUUACACCACUCAUGGCCUCACAGAGCGGUACAUCGAGGACCAUAGGAGCCAGUUUAUAUUCUGCAAAAAGUAUUCCCGUUCCAGGUUCAAAGAUGCAAACAAAUCUGAAGGCAUGUCCACAAGCUCUUCGUCCGAAGUUAGUGAAAACGAAGAGAGUGAAACCGAAGGCGCAAAACCCAACGGCCCGAACGCAGACGACCGAUUGGCCAACGACUACGGCAAAUCAUCCACCGACGAGAGUUCAGAGUCUCAGACUUCCACCGUGACCGAGGGGAAUAAGAAAGGCCGUCCUAGGAAGCCUGCUCAUCCAACACCAGCUUGCACAGAGCGGAUGCAGACCCUCAGAAACCGUCUGACUGUUAGCAGUUCCAGAGAUAACUCUAAUCCUGGAACUCCCUCGCCCCCAGAGGAGCAGUGUGACGAGGGUCUCCUUCCCGAAACGUUUAAGCCUUCAGAACUCGAAGAUUCCUUCUUAAAGUUUAUAGAAACCUCAGAGUCAACCCAAGCUUCCAAACGGAAGCUGAGCGAUAGAGCCGGUGUUGAACUGCCAGCCAAAAAGCCUCACUCUGUCAAACGAAAGUCUGCUCAAAGGGGGAAAGUCUCAGAUGAAAUAAGUGACAAUGCAAAUGCAGUUGACUUCAGAAAUCCCCUUAAUCUCAAAUCAGUUAAUAACGUUAAGAUUUUAGUGGAUAAAACAUUUUCAGAUGGUGCCGACCUUUUACUCAAGCAGCUACAAAAUAUGAGACCCAUAGUUAUCAUAAAGAAAGUGGUUUUGUAGUGGAUCGUAGCCUGGGCUUUAUUUUCAACCUCACUCAGGAUUCGAGAAGGUAAAUGCUGCAGAAUUGUUUGUUGAUGGUGCAUCAGAUUUCCAACUAUUAAGUGGUCCCAGUUAAACAGGAAAUUGACAAUUUUGUACUUAUGAAAUAUAUGUCUUGGAUGAUUUUAAGUAUGUACGUUAGAUAUAAUAACCAGGUAAUCUUUAGGGCAUAGAUUUUAGAAACAUGUUUGUAUUUAUGAGCUUAGUACUGAAGAGUUUUUUUUCUUUUCUAAUUGGAGACUUUUAAGAACUGUUUUAUAUAUCCCUAUGGGAUUUCAAGUAUUGUUUGUAUUUAUUUUAUCCUUUCUCAACACUAGUAGACCUAUCUGUAAUAUUUACAUGUCUUCCACACAGUGUUCAAUAAAAUGUAACCUGUACCUUUUUGUAAA
Messenger RNA from Gadus morhua (Atlantic cod), 7581 nucleotides. RefSeq names its product zinc finger protein 292a (gene znf292a). The coding region runs from base 41 to 7153 and encodes 2370 amino acids. Gene Ontology annotation, cellular component: nucleus. The transcript has 8 exons. Gene Ontology annotation, biological process: regulation of transcription by RNA polymerase II. Gene Ontology annotation, molecular function: DNA binding; DNA-binding transcription factor activity, RNA polymerase II-specific. Lineage: Eukaryota; Metazoa; Chordata; Actinopteri; Gadiformes; Gadidae. The record is from RefSeq and is a predicted model, not a curated record.